UCUCCACUCUGGUCCAAGGGACAUCAUCUCUGACUCCAGAAGGCGGGCGCGCUGCGGAAGACAGACGCUGGCUGCGGGUAACGGGUCCCCCAUAGGCUUUUGCACAAGUUUUAUCAAAGCCAGAGUCAUCAGGUUCCCCCGCGAAGUUGUGGCAAGUUUCCUGGAGGUUCCAGCGAGACGCCAGCUCACCACUUGCUGCUCUAGAGCUCAGCCUUUGCCAGGAAAAGGUUUCAGCUAAAGGCCAAGAAGAUGAGUUUCCUAGCAAAUUUGGAACUGAACUUUGCAGAGUGUAUGAUAGAUGGGGGAAAAGCCACCCUUGGGGUUAGGCAAAGGGUGGAAAUGGACGCCACUCUCCGGAUGAAACAGAACGAAAUCAUCUCUCAAGCCCUGUGCGCUCUGCUGAAUUCCGGCGGCGGAGUAGUCAGGGUUGAGAUUGAGAACGGAGACUAUGAUUUUGAGAGGGAUGGAGUAGGCCUGAAUCUGCCACCAUUGUUCAGAAACCAUUUAGACGAGAUGGUGCAUGGAAAGUUCUUUUUAAUAUAUGUGAGUUCGUGGAACGUGGCAGCCUCACAGGUACGGCUCGCUACCUUGUGUUCCAAUUUGUACCACAGAUAUGGAACAUUUACGGAGGUCAUGGAUUCUGCAGAAGCCCUGACAUUCCUCAGAAGGGUCCAGGAUCUUAGGAAUCUUGGUGGUCCCGACUCACUAAAUCUACAGGAAGUACCUGUUGAUGAUGAUCAGAUGAUCUUAGCUUCUGAUUUGUUUGAUAGCCCGCAGCUCCAGUACCUGGAAAAACUCAACUUUACAGAGUCACCACACGUUGAAUUUCAAAUGUUCUCGGCAGACCUCUCACAGGGCCUUAGAGAGAGGCUUCCCAAGUGCGUCUCUGCACUUGCCAAUUCUGAAGGAGGCUAUGUGUUUUUUGGCGUGCAUGAUGAGACCCGUCAAGUAAUUGGAUGUGAAAAGGAAAAAAUAAAUCGUUCCAAUUUAGUGACUACUAUCGAUGUCUGUAUCAGGAAGAUGCCUGUCUAUCACUUCUGUGCACAUAACCACAAAGUGCAAUAUGCCCUCAAAUUCCUUGAAGUGUAUGAUAAGGAGGUCCUCCGUGGGUAUGUCUGUGCAAUCAAGGUAGAACGAUUCUGCUGUGUAGCAUUUGCCAAAGCGCCCGAUUCCUGGGAGAUAAAGGACGAUAAUAUGAAGCAGUUAACCGAAAAGGACUGGACCUCUUGGAUGAUAGAAGCCAACCCAGAGCUUUCCAGUUUCCCUCAGAUGAUCCCCAGGUGGAAUAUGUUAAACACCACACCCCGCAGCAGGACUGUGUUGAUACAUAAAUAUUUGAAAUCUGUGGAAGAACUUCAGAAGGAUUACUUUCCAGUGUCACCCAACGGGAUUACAUAUACUCCAGAGAGCGUCUACAAGGACCUCUUCUCAGAAUACAAAGUUCUAAGACAAUUAAUAAAUACAGAAAUGCGCUGUUUCUCUCAAGGGAUAUUGAUCUUCUCCCACAGCUGGGCUGUGGACCUAGGUCUUCAGAAGAGGCAAGAUGUCAUCUGUGACGCUCUUCUAAUUUCCCUGAACAACGUCCCAAUCCUGUACACCAUUUGCAACAAGUGGGAUCUGGGGAACAGGCACUAUUCCAUGACAGUCGCCCGCACCCUGAAGCAGAGGCUGGUGAACAUGGGUGGCUACACUGGAAGAUUAGGUAUCAUUCCCAUGGUCUUACAGCUGGCUCCUGACCAAAGAACAAGGGAUGAUUUAGAAAUGCCGGUUUACCCUGAAUCCUAUAACUUCACAACCAGGCAGCAGGUGGAAACUCUGUUGCAAUCUCUUGUGGUCAUCUUGUUUGGGUUCAGACCCUUGUUAAACGAAGAGUUGAACUUUGAGUCUGAGACUGUGGCCCUACUCACAGACCAACAGUAUAAGUUGCUUAAGACGAACCUGAACGAGCACAGAGAGUUGUUUAUUCAUGGCUUGCCUGGAUCAGGGAAGACCACUCUAGCUCUCAUGAUCAUAAAGAAGAUUAGGAAUGUGUUCAACUGUCAAGCUGAAGAUAUUCUUUACAUCUGUGAGAACCAGUCUUUGAAGAGGUUUGUGAGCAGGCAAAACAUUUGCCAGGCAGUGACACGAAAAAUCUUUAUGAAAAAUACCUUUGAUAACGUCCAACAUAUCAUCGUGGACGAAGCUCAGAAUUUCCGAACUGAAGACGGGAAUUGGUAUGCAAAAGCAAAAGCCAUCGUUCAGAGAGGGAGAGAUGGCCCAGGAGUUCUCUACAUUUUUCUGGAUUACUUUCAGAUCAAUCACUUGUGUUGUAGUGGCCUCCCUGAGCUCCAGCACCAGAAGCCAAUAUUGAAGCUCACCAGGAUGCUUCGCAGCGGGGACAACAUAGCCAACUACCUUCAAGAUUUAAUGCAUCUAAUCCAAAAUAAUCCUCCCCCGAACGUCCCACGAGAGGCCCUGACGAUGGACGAAGAACGUGUGUGGGGUCCAGAUGUCACAGGCAAUUUAGAGAUUACUGAUGAGUUGAACUUGGAGCAGAUGGCAAUCUAUGUAGCAGAGAAAUGCCAGUGUCUUUGGAGGUCUGGCUAUUACCCCACUGAUGUUGCUGUUCUUUUCGCUAAAGCCAGAGAUAUAGAAAAAUGUAGAGAAAAGCUUCUGCUAGCAAUGAGGAGGAGGACCAUGUCUCAGCUUGGUGAGGAGCCCAGUUCACUAGUGCAGGUCAGGGAGGGGCUGGAUAGUCUGGGUAAUCACAUCGUGUUGGAUAACGUCCACCGAUUUUCAGGCAUGGAAAGAAGUAUAGUGUUUGGGAUCAUUCCAAUGGGAUUUGAGACAGCCAUUUUCUACAAUGUUCUGCUCUGUCUGGCUUCCAGGGCAAGGACCCAUCUGUAUAUUAUAAGGGCUGUGCUUUGAUAGGAAGAUGCUAGCUUUCAGUUAGCUAGGGUUAGUCUCUAGAUGUCUUUGAAACUCUUUGAUCUAAACAUUUAAGCACCAAAACAUUUCAUGUGCAGUCACCUACUCAGGGCAAGCAAAUAUGGGGUGUGGGGGAUUCAGACAGUAGGAAGAGAUAGCAGAGCAAUUAGCUGGCACUGAUAUUCUCUCUCUCUCUCUCUGUAUGUAUGUAUGUAUGUAUGUAUGUAUGUAUGUAUGUAUGUAUAUAUGUGUGUAUGUAUAUAUGUCUGUAUGUAUCAAGAAGGAUUGGUUGUUUGAGGACACAUGUGGCAUGAAGCAGGAAGGACGCUGUGGGGCUCAGGGAGGGGAGGGGCACAGAUAUUAGCAAAAUACUGUGGUGCACAGCUUUAAUCUCAGCAUGAGAGAGACAGAGGCAGGAGGACCUUUGAGUUUUAAGCUAGCCUGAUCUACAGAGUAAGUGCCAAGACAGCCAGAAAUGUCAAGAAACAAAUGCUGGGGAAAUUCUGGCAGUAAAUGUCAUAACUUUUUUUUUUUCUCUAAAGUUUCUAUUCAUUAAUGCUAGUUCUCAGGAGGCAGAGGCAGGUGGAUCUCCAUGAGUUUGAAUCCAGCCUGGUCUACAUAGUGAGUUCCAGCCAGCCAGGGAUACAUAGUGAGACUUUGUCUCAAAAAUUUUUCCAUACAGUAAAGAAAAAUUUCCAAGAUUAAAAGAAAACCGGACAAGGAAUUUGACAGGAGGAGCACAUAAGGAGUUAAAUACUCCUACACAUGGAGGAUGGUACUAUGGUAGCAUGAGUGUCACAUAACCAGGGUGUGUGAUGACGUGCCGUUUGGAGAGAAAGACCUGGCCAUGGCCAUGAUAUGCUUGAACGUUUUACCUUGAGGUUCAUUUCUAAGGAAAUUACUCUGCACCGACAACUUGCACACAUGUAAAACGUUUCUGGAUAGACGUAUAGAACUUUGCUUCUAGUAGCAGAAAGCACAAUAAUAGUAAACAUCUAUACAGACGGGCUGAAGGGAGUAACUUACGGAAUGUCACAACACACCAGCAUACCACGAAGCCGUAAAAAAGCCAGAUCUCCCUUGUGUUUAUGUGGGGCCGCCUCUAAGAUGUUCUGUAUUGUGAACGAAGUCUGUCCUGUGCCUCUAGAGUUGACACACACGCUUGCAGAUGCAUUCAGGAUUUUUGAAAAUAAACCUUAAAAACUGGCAGCAGUAUUUGACUCUGGAGAAGGGAAAUCGGUACCAAGGGAGAAAACCAGCUUUUGCUCUUUAUGACUCUAGGUUCUCUACCCUGUGGUACGUGAUGGAGUUUUGCUUUGCAUGUGCUUUUUCUUAUGAAUGUAAUGGAUUUGUAAAUAACUUUCUCAGUUUUUAUCAACCUGUAUUCUGGAUAAACAUUUCAUAAUCAUUUGCAUGUGCUUUUUCUUAUGAAUGUAAUGGAUUUAUAAAUAACUUUCUCAGUUUUUAUCAACCUGUAUUCUGGAUAAACAUUUCAUAAUCAUAGUGGAUAUUGAUAGUGGAUAGUGAAUAGGGGGAUUUGAAAAUUGUACAACAUAAUAGACUUUUACUAUGUAGGAUUUAGAAGUGAUGACAUUGUCAUAUUUGGUUCAAGCUUUUUUUUUUCUUUAAAUAAAAGACAUAAAAUGUUGCAACUAAAACAAAA
Molecule: messenger RNA, 4570 nt
Organism: Grammomys surdaster
Lineage: Eukaryota; Metazoa; Chordata; Mammalia; Rodentia; Muridae
Gene: Slfn5
Product: schlafen family member 5
Exons: 6
Coding region: 250-2907 (885 amino acids)
Source: RefSeq, a predicted model, not a curated record